Centruroides sculpturatus (bark scorpion) is the source of this 1333-nucleotide messenger RNA. RefSeq names its product cytochrome P450 4C1-like. The record is from RefSeq and is a predicted model, not a curated record. Lineage: Eukaryota; Metazoa; Arthropoda; Arachnida; Scorpiones; Buthidae. Gene Ontology annotation, molecular function: monooxygenase activity; heme binding; oxidoreductase activity, acting on paired donors, with incorporation or reduction of molecular oxygen. The coding region runs from base 166 to 1284 and encodes 372 amino acids. The transcript is spliced from 10 exons.
CAUUCAUUGAUAGACAAAGGAUAUUCUUAUAGCCUUCUGCACUGUUGGCUUGGAACAGGCUUAUUAACUAGUAUUUCAAUCUGUCAAGAGAGAAACUGAAAUUUUAAGAAUUUACUGUUACAGUGAAUUGCUCAUACUGGAAAUAAAUGGAAAACCAGAAGAAAAAUGAUAACUCCAACUUUCCAUUAUCGAAUAUUAGAUCAGUUUAUUCCGAUAUUUGAUAAAAAUUCGAAGAUCUUCGUUACAAAUCUAAAAGAAUAUCUCGAUAAAGAAUGGAUUGACGUUACACAUCUCGUCAAUCUCUGCACUUUAGAUAUCAUUAGCGAAACUGCAAUGGGUAUUGAAAUGAAAUCGCAAAAUAAAAAUAAAGGUUAUUAUCUCAAUGCUUUGCAAGAAUUUUGCGAUAUAUUUAUGGUUAGGUGUAUGAAACCAUGGCUUUACAGUGAUUUUAUCUUCUCCCAUACAUCAGAUGGAAAAAAAAUAAAGGAAGUUAUAUCAAUUCUUCAUGAUUUUACUUCAAAAAUAUUAAAACAAAGAAAGGAAGAGCUAAAAAAAGAGAAGACACGUGAGAAGAAUUGUUCAGAAAUUUGUGAAGACAAAAGAAAGGAACCUCUUCUCAAUACUUUAAUUAAAUAUCAAUUUGAAAACUGCAAUUUUACUGACAAAGAUAUAUGCGAAGAAUUGGACACUUUCUUGUUUGAGGGUCAUGACACGACUUCAGUAGGUAUAUGUUGGGUUCUUUAUUAUUUAGGACUUUAUCCAAAUAUCCAACAAAAAGUAUAUGAAGAGUUGUUACAAAUAUUUGGUGGUGAUAAAGAUAGACCAAUUACUACGCAGGAUAUUAAAGAUAUGAAGUACUUGGAGUGUGUUUUAAAGGAAUCACAGCGGCUUUCACCUUCAGUACCAACAAUCACACGUUCUUGUACUGAAGAUAUCAAAAUCAAUGGUUAUACUAUUCCGCGAGGAACUACUCUUAAUCUAUUUAUUUAUGCAUUGCAUCGUGACUCGAAAAAUUUUCCAAAUCCAGAAAUAUUUGAUCCAGAUAGAUUUCUUGCAGAAAAUUGCAUUGGAAGACACCCAUUUGCAUUUUGUCCAUUCUCGGCUGGCUCACGCAAUUGCAUUGGCCAGAAGUAUGCUCUGAUAGAAUUGAAGGCAGUAAUAAGCCGAGUGAUUAUGAAUUAUCGGAUUACAUCAAUAGAUCCUCCAGACAAGAUUACCUAUAAUUUUUUGUUGGUUCUUAGACCGAUGGAAGGUUUUCGAUUGAAAAUAAGACCUAGAGAGUAAUUUCUGUCAGUUUAAUUGUUGUAAUAAUUGAAAUUACUUGUUCGGUGGA